Desarmillaria tabescens is the source of this 561-nucleotide messenger RNA. RefSeq lists its product as uncharacterized. The record is from RefSeq and is a predicted model, not a curated record. The transcript is spliced from 2 exons. Lineage: Eukaryota; Fungi; Basidiomycota; Agaricomycetes; Agaricales; Physalacriaceae. Bases 1 to 561 code for a protein of 186 amino acids.
AUGGUCGUGAAUCACUAUCCCCCAGCUCAAUGUGCUGCGUAUGUCCAAAAGACACCUCUUGCACAACGUUGCACGUGUGAAGUUUGGCUUUGCGAUCACGUCGCUAUCAAUAACUGGUAUCGUUCUGCGGAGCCAUGGAAUGUUAUGGGCGAUUUCCCCGACACCAAUAGUCCUUCUUCCAAUGUCAACGCGAUCAGUUUUUCCAACGAUACCAUCACUGGUCCAUAUACGCUCAGCUCCAUGUCCGUUUCUUCCGCCGAUUCCGACAACGUCACUUUUUCUCAUGACGUGAACCUCGGGCCAAUCACCGGGACGCCUAUUUUCUCCCCCAGUCCCCGCCAUUCAUUCAGCCCUUCUCACGAUGCGAGGAACGCCCCUCUCACUCUCGCAUACAUCUCUGCUCCUCCUGUCAGUAGCGCAUCAUCCGGUAUACUUCAAUCGGAUAUCGCGCAUGCCCAGACUUAUGGCUCAGGAGAUUAUUUUGUUCAAUACCCGGACCAUUUCAUAAACAAUUCCUACGUUCCUCAGCCAGAGGGUGGCAUGGCAGACGACAAUUCAUAG